Dipodomys ordii (Ord's kangaroo rat) is the source of this 2291-nucleotide messenger RNA. RefSeq names its product cyclin and CBS domain divalent metal cation transport mediator 1 (gene Cnnm1). Gene Ontology annotation, cellular component: plasma membrane. The coding region runs from base 465 to 2288 and encodes 607 amino acids. NCBI's taxonomy places the organism in Eukaryota, Metazoa, Chordata, Mammalia, Rodentia, Heteromyidae. Gene Ontology annotation, molecular function: transmembrane transporter activity. The record is from RefSeq and is a predicted model, not a curated record. Gene Ontology annotation, biological process: magnesium ion homeostasis; transport. The transcript has 12 exons.
UCUCCGGCCCCGGUGGGGACCUGCUGCCGCCCGCGUGGCUGCGGGCGCUCGGAGCGCUCCUGCUGCUGGCCCUGUCCGCCCUGUUCAGCGGCCUGCGCCUGAGCCUGCUCUCGCUGGACCCGGUGGAGUUACGGGUGCUGCGGAACAGUGGCUCGGCCGCCGAGCAGGAGCAGGCGCGCCGCGUGCAGGCCGUGCGCGGCAGGGGGACCCAUCUGCUCUGCACUCUGCUCCUGGGCCAAGCCGGAGCCAACGCGGUCCUGGCCGGCUGGCUCUACGCCUCGCUGCCGCCGGGCGUUGGGGACACCGGGGAAGACGACGGCGAUGCCGGGGUCCACUUCCCGUGGCUGCCCGCGCUCGUGUGCACCGGCGCCGUGUUCCUGGGAGCCGAGAUCUGUCCUUACUCGGUGUGUUCCCGCCACGGGCUGGCCAUCGCCUCGCACAGCGUGUGCCUGACCCGGCUGCUGAUGGCGGCCGCCUUCCCCGUGUGCUACCCGCUGGGCCGCCUGCUGGACUGGGCGCUGCGCCAGGAGAUCAGCACCUUCUACACGCGGGAGAAACUGCUGGAGACGCUGCGGGCCGCGGACCCUUACAGCGACCUGGUAAAGGAGGAACUCAACAUCAUUCAGGGCGCCCUGGAGCUGCGCACCAAGGUGGUGGAGGAGGUGCUGACCCCGCUGGGAGACUGCUUCAUGCUGCGCUCCGACGCCGUGCUGGACUUCGCCACCGUCUCCGAGAUCCUGCGCAGCGGCUACACGCGCAUCCCCGUGUACGAGGGCGACCAGAGGCACAACAUCGUGGACAUUCUGUUUGUCAAAGACUUGGCCUUCGUGGACCCCGAUGACUGCACUCCGCUUCUCACCGUCACCCGCUUCUACAACCGGCCUUUGCACUGCGUCUUCAAUGAUACCCGGCUGGACACAGUGCUGGAGGAGUUUAAAAAGGGAAAAUCUCACCUGGCCAUUGUGCAGCGUGUGAAUAAUGAAGGAGAAGGAGACCCCUUCUAUGAGGUGAUGGGCAUUGUCACACUGGAAGACAUCAUAGAGGAGAUCAUCAAGUCGGAGAUCCUGGAUGAAACUGACCUCUACACUGACAAUCGGAAGAAGCAGAGGGUCCCACACCGGGAGAGGAAGCGGCAUGACUUCUCCCUGUUCAAGCUUUCCGACUCGGAGAUGAGAGUAAAGAUCUCCCCGCAGCUUCUGUUGGCCACACACCGCUUCAUGGCCACAGAAGUGGAGCCCUUUAAGUCCCUGUACCUUUCGGAGAAGAUCCUGCUCCGGCUUCUGAAACAUCCCAAUGUGAUCCAGGAGCUGAAGUUUGAUGAGAGGAACAAAAAGGCCCCGGAACACUACCUCUACCAGCGCAACCGCCCUGUGGACUACUUUGUGCUGCUUCUGCAGGGUAAAGUGGAGGUAGAGGUCGGUAAGGAAGGCCUUCGCUUCGAGAAUGGAGCCUUUACCUACUAUGGAGUACCAGCCAUCAUGACCACCGCUUGCUCAGAUAAUGAUGUACGGAAGGUCGGAAGUCUGGCUGGAUCCUCCGUCUUUCUGCCCAUCUCUGUGUCUCGUACCUUCGCCUUCAGCAGAGGGGACUCUCUGGCAGGCUCCCCAGUAAACCGGUCCCCUUCUCGCUGCAGCGGGUUGAACCGCUCUGAGUCUCCAAAUCGAGAGCGCAGUGACUUUGGUGGGAGCAACACCCAGCUGUACAGUAGCAGCAACAACCUCUACACACCCGACUACUCAGUCCACAUCCUCAGCGAUGUGCAGUUCGUGAAGAUCACCCGACAGCAAUACCAGAACGCACUCACCGCCUGCCACAUGGACAGCUCACCCCAGUCUCCAGACAUGGAGGCCUUCACUGAUGGAGACUCUACCAAGGCCCCCACAACCCGGGGCACACCCCAGACCCCCAAGGAUGACCCUGCCCUCACGCUCCUGAGCAACAGGACCAGCCUGCCGGGCAGCCGCUCCGAUGGGCUGAGAAGCCCAGGCGAGGUGGUGUACCUGAGAAUGGAGGAGCUGGCCUUCACCCAGGAAGAGAUGACAGACUUCCAGGAGCACAAGGCUCAGCCACUCUCGCUGUCCCCUGCAGCUGUUCCCACAACAGCAGCAUCAGACCCUGAGUGUUGUCCUAUCAGCCUGGAUCCAGAGACCAGCCCUUGCAGUAGUGACUUUGAGGAAACCAUGGGCAAGAAGCUGCUGAGAACCUUGAGUGGUCGAAAACGGAAAAGGUCAGCAGAUGGAGAGAGAACUUCCGAGGAAAACUCCAAUUUAAGGCCUCUGAUCACAUGACCA